UUUAUACGGAGGGACUGAACAAUUAAAAGAACAGAAGAAAUGUCGUCACCGAAUCGAGACCCAGAUCACGGUGGCGACUCGGCCGGAACUCGGUCACCGGAGAUCAGGAAGGACCCGGUGACAAACCGAUGGGUCGUAUUCUCUCCUGCUCGGGCCAAGAGACCCACCGAUUUCAAGUCGAAAUCUCCCCAAAACCCUAAUCCGAAAUCUUCCUCGUGCCCCUUCUGCAUCGGCCGCGAGGACGAUUGCGCGCCGGAGAUAUUCCGGGUUCCUGACGUCCCGGAUUGGAAGAUCCGGGUCAUCGAGAACCUGUACCCGGCUCUUAACAGGGAUCUCGAAAUCCAGACGGGUCAGCUCAAGACGGGGCGGGUUUUACCCGGGUUUGGCUUCCACGACGUGGUGGUCGAAGCUCCGGUUCACUCGAUUCAGCUCUCUGAUAUGGAUCCUGAAGAUAUCGGCGGUGUGUUGCUCGCGUAUACGAAAAGGAUCGAGCAGAUCAAGCAACAUGAUUCCGUCAAAUACAUUCAGGUCUUUAAGAACCAUGGUGCUUCAGCUGGCGCAUCUAUGAGUCACUCUCACAGCCAGAUUCUGGCCCUCCCAGUUGUUCCUCCGACGGUUUCUUCUCGGCUCGAUGGUACAAAGGAAUACUUUGACCAGACUGGAUGGUGCUGUCUCUGUGAAGCCAAACCGAAAGAGCUUGUCAUCAACGAGUCGUGCCAUUUUGUUUCCUUUGUUCCUUUUGCUGCUGCAUUUCCCUUCGAGAUUUGGAUAGUUCCCAAGUAUCACUCUUCCCACUUCCAUGACCUGGACACCAACAAGGCUGUCGAUCUAGGUAGAUUGCUGAAACUCAUGCUCCAGAAGAUGGCAAAGCAGUUAAACAAACCCCCAUUCAAUUACAUGAUCCACACUUCUCCGCUCGAGGUUGCAGAAUCACAAUUACUUUACACUCACUGGUUCCUGCAGAUAGUACCCCAGCUUUCCGGGGUAGGAGGCUUUGAGAUCGGGACGGGGUGUUACAUAAACCCUGUUUUCCCUGAGGAUGUGGCCAAAGUUUUGAGGGAAGUUAGUCUUCCUUGAACCCGUUUCUUCUAUAACCCGAGGUUUUGAGGCAAGUUCAAACGGUUGCAUUUACAUGAUGGCAUUGUUACUGACAUUUGAAGAUAUGGAGAGAAACAAUAUAUAUCAUUCGGGUUUUCCCCGAGGUAUUAGGAUACCAUUAA
Messenger RNA from Tarenaya hassleriana, 1220 nucleotides. RefSeq names its product ADP-glucose phosphorylase. Gene Ontology annotation, biological process: beta-D-galactose catabolic process via UDP-galactose, Leloir pathway. The record is from RefSeq and is a predicted model, not a curated record. The transcript is spliced from 3 exons. Gene Ontology annotation, molecular function: UDP-glucose:hexose-1-phosphate uridylyltransferase activity; zinc ion binding. The coding region runs from base 40 to 1077 and encodes 345 amino acids. NCBI's taxonomy places the organism in Eukaryota, Viridiplantae, Streptophyta, Magnoliopsida, Brassicales, Cleomaceae.